Rhincodon typus (whale shark) is the source of this 7127-nucleotide messenger RNA. Its product is annotated as BRF2 RNA polymerase III transcription initiation factor subunit. The transcript has 6 exons. Gene Ontology annotation, cellular component: transcription preinitiation complex; nucleus. The record is from RefSeq and is a predicted model, not a curated record. The coding region runs from base 5647 to 6924 and encodes 425 amino acids. Lineage: Eukaryota; Metazoa; Chordata; Chondrichthyes; Orectolobiformes; Rhincodontidae. Gene Ontology annotation, molecular function: TBP-class protein binding; RNA polymerase II general transcription initiation factor activity. Gene Ontology annotation, biological process: transcription initiation at RNA polymerase II promoter; transcription preinitiation complex assembly.
UGAAGAUUCUUCACUUGAUGGUGAAGAAAUUUCUCCUCAUCUCGGGUCCUAAAUGGUUUACCCCAUAACCAUAGACUGUGACCCUUGGUUCUGGACUUGCUGGUCAUUAGGAACAUCGUCUCUGUAGCUAUCCUGUCUAGUCCAAUGGCAUAUUGGCCUUCAUUCCAAGAAGAUUUGAAUUCAAAUGUAGUUGUCUUACUAGAGUUAUACAGGGUCUCAUGAGACGACACCUGGAGGCUUGCAUGCAGUUUUGGACUCCCUACCGAAGGAUACACUUGCCAUAGAGGGAGUGCAGCAGAGGUUCAUUAGGCUGAUAUUGGGAAUGGCAGGAUUAUCCUAUGAUGAGAGACUGGUUUGAGUAGAUUUAUAUUCACUAGAGUUUAGAAAGAUAAGACGGAAUCUGAUUGGAAUGUAUAAAGUUUGAAUAGGGCUAACAUCAUCUAAUGAAACAUUACACAGAGCAGUAUGGCGCACGAGCAGACCCUUCGACCCACUAUGUUGAUACCGAUCAUGAUGCCACUUAACUAUUUUUGCAUCAAUCUUUACGGUUGAACAUUACAUUAAUACUAAAAAAUAUGGGGAAAGAAUUAGGUGCCAUCACUAAAGAAAUAAUAUUAUUCCAACCCAAUGUGCCUGGCCCUGAUGGCUUGCAUUCUAGGAUCCUAAACAAAGUAGCUACAGAUAUCCUAAAUGCAUUAGUUGUAAUUUUUCCAAAAAGUGUUGGAUUCUGGAGAAGUACUGGGGGAUUGCAAAACGGCCAAUGUGACACCCCUAUUCAAAAAGGGAGGCAGGCAAAAAUGUGUAACAAAAGGAUGAUUAGCCUAAUAUUUAUUUAUGGAAAAAUGUUGGAAUCAAUUUGUAAGGAAAUAAAAGCAGCACAUUUGGAAAAUCUAAUCUAAGCAUGUAGAGUUAGCAUAGCUUCAUGAAAGGGAAAUAGUAUCUGCUAAUUUAUUUGUGUUUUUAAAGUAAAUCUCAACCAGAGUGGACAGAGGGGAACCUGAGGAUGUGUUGUCCUUGGACUUCCGGAAGGCAUUCAAUAAGGCACCUCACAAAAAUCAUUAAAGCUUAUGGAGCUGGAGGUAGAGUAUUGGCAUGGAUAGCGAACUGGCUUAUCAGUAGAAAAUGAUAAGUAGUGAAAAAAGUUUUUUUUCCAAGAUUGACAACUGGUGACCAGUGGGGUUCCACAGGGUUCAGUGGUGGAACUGCAAUUGUUCAUAAUAUGUAGUAAUGAUUUGGAAGAAGGAAGUGAAUGUACUGUAGUCAAGUUUGCGGACACAAAAAUAAACAGAAAGGCAGGUUGUGAGUUUACAGAGAGAUAUCAACUGGGUGAAGUAAGUGGGCAAAUGGAGUACUGUGUGGGAUACCACAAAGUUGUUCAUUUUGUAAGGAGAAACAAUAUGAUUUAAAUGGAGAAAACACUGAAAAUGCUGCCAUAACAAAGGGACUUGUGCAUGAAAAAAAACUAGCACAGGUAUAGCAGGAAGGCUCAUGGAAUGUUGGCCCUUAUUUCAAGGGUGUUGGAGAAUAAGUGAGAAAGUUUUACUGCAACUGUACAAGGUACUGGUGAGACCCCAUCUGGAGUACUGAGAGCAGCUUUGGUCCCUGUAUUUAAGGAAAGAUUUUAUUUCAUUGGAGUCAGUUCGGAGAAGGUUCACAAGAAUGAUCCCUGGUAUAGAGGCAUUGUCUCAUGAGCAAAGGCUCAACAGGUUGGCUGUGUAGUCGCUGGAGUUUAAAAGAAUGAGAGGUGAUCUCAUUGAUAGAUAUAGGAUUCUUAAGGAGCUUGACAGGAUAAAUGCUGACAGUAUGCUUCUCUUCACGGGAGAAUCUAGGACCAGAAGGCAUAGUGUCAGAAUAAAGGCAUGUCAAAUUUAAAACCAAAAUGAGGAGGAAUUCUUUUCAAAGUGUGUCUUCGGAACACUUUGCCAGAGAGCUGUGGGAGCAUUAUCCUUGUGUAUAUUUAAGGCUGAGAUAGCUAAAUUCUCGAUUAGUAGGGGAAUCAAGGAUUCUGGGCAAGGGCAGGGAAGGGGGCAUGAGGAAUGUAAGAUCAGCCAGAAUCUUUUUAAAUGGCAAAACAGGCUCGAGGGGCUGAAUAACCUACUCCUGUUCCUGUUUCCUGUGGUCUCAUGGCUGGUCAGACUAGAUGCCAGGAUGUUUCCUCUGGUCUAAGAAUCUAGAACCAUUGGACACAGUCUCAGGAUUUAGGGUUGGCCAUUUAGGACUGAGAUGAGGAAAGAUUUCUUCACUCACAAGGGUCAACUUGCAGAAUUCUCUACCACAGAAAACCGUGGAGGCCGGGUUGCUGAAUAUAUUCAAGACAGACAUACAGGUAGAUUUUUUUUUUAGAUUUUAAAGGCAGCAAAGAGUGUGGAAAUAAAGCAAGAAUAUGGGAUUGAGAAAGAGGAUCAGCUUGAUCAUUUUACAUUGUAGAACAGGUUCAAAGGGAUGAAACACCUAGUUCUGCUCCUAGUUUCAAUGUUUCAUACUAUUGACCAUGGAAAGAACCAGGUAAAAUAAUUAACUUUAUACUGUGACCUAUAGAGUCAUGGAGUCAAGACAGUGCACCCCUCCCAUUUCAGUUCUAACAGUUUGUCAUUCAGGGAGAUCUGGAAUUGUUUGCACUGCACUCACCUUUCAAAGGAAUAUACCAUGACUGUGUCUGAACUAACUCCUCUUUGAUGGUUAUCCAUUGUUCAGCUAUCAUUUUUCCUACCAUGUUUUGACUUUUUACUAACUAAAUUCUACAAGCUGCAAUGGUAAGAUUGGAAAAGUCUCCCCAAGCUUCUGGAUGAGAGAAAAUCCUCGCUUAACAUCACUUUGUUCAAUGUUGCUUUGCUUUAACAGGUUCUCAGUUGGGAGAAUUAAGUCUUUGAAUGUCACAACAUUUAUCAUUACACAACACAGACACUGAACAUUACAUGGUUUCGGAGGCACCAUUUUGACAUGGGCAAGGUAAGAUUGGUGUUAUUUUCUCAGUGGAUUGUUGGGUAGGAAAACAGUAUAAAACUAAUUACAGGUGAAUUGUGGCAGUCAUCCUGGACUAGCCCCUAUUCUAUUGAACCUGCAAGCUUCUGUUGGUUUUGGAGCACCAAUUGGGGCCCUUCUGCGACUAGUUUGUGCUAGUUGGUAACAGUCACCAUGUUGAACCAGUUUGGAAGUUGCCUGAAAUGUUUAUAUUGCAGAUAAUUUACUGCUUUGGUGCCUUAAAAUACUGCUUAAAUGUGAAUCAAAAAUGCCCAAAAACUGGUGUCAGAGAGUCUGGUGCUAUUGCUAUGAAGGCUUCGUAUUUAAUUUUUUUCCCCUCAGAGGACUUCAGUUUAGAAGCAUUGUGGAAAAAUUGAUUUAUUUCAAGUUUUGUGGAGAUUUGAUUGGACUGAUUUAUUUUAAUUUUUGUGGAUUGAUUUAUUUCAAGUUCUGUUUCAACCAGGGGAGAGCUAGUUCUGCUUGGAAUUUCAGUUAGGGAGAAGCUUGUAAGAAAACAGCUACCCAGCACAGCUCUCCUGUUUUAGGAGUAGAACGUUUGAUGGAAGUUUAAUAUAGCACGUACAGCCCUGGUUCAGCUUCUCUAGCCAGAAAACCUCUGAAAGAGUUUGUCAAUAUUUCUUUGACAAUUGCAUUCACAAAAGUCAUCAACAAUAACUGCACAUGUUCAACAACAUCCUUUUUUCUGCACAAGAAUGUCAUACUGACAACAAACUGAACAUCUCAACCCUUAUUCUUUUUGAUUUCAAGAACUCAAGACUUAUUGACCAAUUCUUUUCUAAAGAGCAAAACUCUGCAGAAAGAAUUUUAUUUUCUGUUUCUCUUUGCAUGAUGUUGCAUUUUGGAAUAUCUAAAGGGACAAAUGUUUAUACUUACAUGUCACAAACUGUUAAUGACUUCUGCACCAUCAUUAAAUUGUUUAUAAUAAAUCAUUUAGUACUUAUUUAAGAAGCCUGGUUAGUGGUUGUUUACAUGUUAAGUCGAAAAUAACAAAAGUAUAUAAUUGACUGUAAGGAGACUCAUGUUACGAGCUGUCGAGUAGCGAAUCUAGAUUAAGACUAUACAUUCCUCUUGUCAGAGUCGUGUUACGGUCGAGUGAAAAAGAAAAUCUAUUUCUUUACCCCAUUUCAAAAGUGUUGCAAGGUUAGAAAACAAACAGUUGAGAUCGGGAGAGCACUCGGACAAUCAAUCAAAAUAGUAUCUGGUAGAAAGAGAUCCAUUAACAAAAACCAAAAGCUGUCCAAGUCUUUGGAUAGAUUUCUUUUCAAGGUCAUUGAUGAUCCUGCAUGUGUGUCCCAUCAAAACCUGCUCCUCCAACCUACAUUGCCUUCAACUCACUUUGGGGAAUGAGCCUCUGUAUGCAGAAGAUGCUUGUCUACGCAGUCUGAGUCAUACAGCAUGGAAACAGACCCUUCAGUCCAACUUAUCCAUGCCAACCAGACAUCCCACUCUGGCCUAGUCCCAUUUGCCAGCAUUUGGCCUAUAUUCCUCUAAAUUCUUACUAUCCAUAUAUCCUGCGACCACACAUGCACCACCCUCUCCAUAUAAACGUUAUCCCUCAGGUCCUUUUUAAAUCUUCCCCUCUCAUCUUAAACUACCGUCUCUGGUUUUGGACUUCCCCACCCUAGGAAAAAGACCUUGGCUAUUCACCCUAUCCAUGCCCCUCAUGAUUUUAUAAACCUGUAUAAGGUCACCCAUCAACCUCUGAUGCUCCAGGGAAACAAGCCGCAGCCUAUUCAGGCUGUCCUUAUAGCUUGUUCCAGUUCCAGCAACACGCUUGAAAAUCGUUUCUGCACCCAUGAAAGUCUUUGAGAAAAUGAGCCUUUCACUAUGAAACAAAGAAAGGAUCCCCCAACCAUUAUGUCAGGCCAGUGGCGAGGUGCUGGAAAACAUGAAUCACUUUCCAUAUCUUCUGAGCCACCUUGUGACAAAAAUCAAGCAUAACUCAUUGCCUCAUUCAUCGAAAAACUGAAGAAGACAACAUUUGGGGAUCAGGAUCUCAAAGCUGAGACAAAGGUCAAGGUUACCCAGGUAGCCAUGAUCCCCACAUCCUCUGUUUCAAAGACUUUGACAAUUUACAGCAGGAACUUCAAAGCGCGGGGCAAAUACCACAACAGUACCUUGGCAAGAUUCUCCUAAUCCAGUGGCAAGGAAAACAGUUCAACAGCAGCAUCUUCUACCAAGCCAACUUUCCCAGCAACCAUUUGCUAACUAGUUACGACCAGGUCCAAUGAAAUGCAGUACAAAUGUCCUCAUGGAUUUUCUGAAGAGGCCAAACAUGCCCACCAACUGACAAGAGCCCCUGGUUUGUGACUGGUCAAAAUGGAGAAGGUUUAUUAAGAAACUUUUGGGCAGGGCAGGGGAAUCUGAGAGUGCGCACAAACCACGAAACAAUCCAUCUACCUCACCUCAGUCCUCCAAGCACUAUCUGCCCUACAUAUGGUAAUCUGUACAAUGUUCAUCAAGUCACUCAGAACCCAUCAAACCAGACUGAAAGCAGUCAUCCUCGAUCCUGAGGGACUGCUGGAAAAGAAAGACUGGGGGACUUUAAAGGCGAUGAAUCUUGUGCCCGGGAGCCGGCGUCCCACAGCAGAAUAUUUCUGCCAUCUGCAGAGAGAGAAGAGGAAACAUGAGAGAUAACGAGGCAGCAAUAGAAGAGGUUGGAAGAUGCCCUGUCCAGAAUGUGGCUCCUCUGAGGUAGUAGAGGAUUCCCACUACAGCCAGAGCCACUUGGUAUGUACGGAGUGUGGCUUCCUGCUGACCGAGGGCCUGCUCACCACCACACGCUCUGAGGAAACUUUCUCCCAAGCAGUGAGAUACAGUGAGAGCACGGCAGAGGUGAAAAAGCCUUGUCGCAACCAGAUACAAGGUCAGAAGAGAGUACAUGACCUGUGUCGGAUUUUGCGAGUACGUCCAGUUGUUGAAGACACAGCCAGCGAGCUUUACUUGAAGGUGUAUGAGCAUCAAAGCUUCCUGCAUGUCACUCUGGAGAAGAAGGAAGCCUUGGUGGGCUGCUGUGUUCACAUCUCAUGUCGCCAGCACAAUUGGCCUCUGACCCUGAGUACUAUCUGCUCGCUGCUUCACGUGGAGCCCACCCUCUUCUCAACUGUCUACCAGCAUCUGCUAAAAGAACUAAGGCUGGAUAUCCCAACGCUCAGCCUUUUGGAUCUUGUGAAAACUCACUGUGAUGGUUUUAAUUUGUUCCAGAAUUCUGCAUCAAUCCCAUCCCAGUUUCUGGAGAAUAAAGAAAAGGUGGUGGAACGUGCCAUGCAGCUUGUGGAGCUCGCCAGUGAGACUUGGCUGGUGACUGGAAGACACCCAGUGCCUAUUAUCACGGCAGCGGCUUAUCUGGCCUGGCAGUCACUGCUGCCUGGACACCGUCUGAAGUGCAGCCUGGGAAGGUUCUGCAAGCUGGUGGGAGUCAGGCAGCCACCACCUGCCUCUCAGCGGGUGAAGGAGAUGCUUGACAUUCUGGUCAGGCUGGCAUCACAGCUUGCCUGGUUGGUACCACAGCAGCUUGAUGCUAAGACUGUGGUGAAGUACACCGAUGAUAUUCUCCGCCACCGUACCCUGUUACUCAAGCAGACGCUGAGCCUUGCAUGGGCAGAGAACACAAAUGCGCAGACAGACCUGAGCAAACAAACAGAAAUGGGUGCAGGUGCUGAGGGUGGGAGCGGGGAUGGGGAUGGGGAUGGUGGGGAGUCAGUGCCCUCCCUUGCAGACCAUGUAGGAGACGAGGUGUCAAGGCAGAAGCGCAAAACACCAGUCUUCCUCCCUCCGUGCCUCAACCAAAGGAAGAGGAAGAAGGCAUGCCCAGAAGCAGAGGCCAGCCUCCACACUGAGCCAACCACUGGAGAGGAGGAGAUAUCUGACAGUGAAAUUGAGCAGUACUUGAGGACGCCCGAGGAAGUGGCAGCCUUCAAGGCAGCACGUGCCAUCCUUUGAGCGGCACUGCCUAAUCAUUUCACUGAGUGCUUGUUGUAGAGAAACAGAGCCUCUUCUCAUCCUAUGCAGAGUCUCUGAGCUGAAGGAAGAAGAAACUAUCAUCCCCUCGCUAACUGAAAACUGUAAAUUAGACUGAUUAGAGUUUGGUGCCUUGUGCAAUGUGGUAUCAGUAAAGUAGAUAUUAAAUUUCCAACAGCACUGCA